UCAAUAACUUCAUAGAGUGAGACAAUCCGGAACAACAACAUUGAGGAGUCUGACGGCGUGGAACCUGAGCCACCAAAUUAUGCAACGCUUGCACAACAGAAAUGAGUUGUUUUGACGUCUUGUGAACUGGAGGACAUUAGUGUCUGCGGCUGGUGAACCAGUAUACUUAUACUAAUGCAAAUUGCAGGUUAGGAUGUCAUUAUGGGUGGCACCUUUGGGAUGAGGUGUGGACUGCCUGCGGUCCUGCUUUGUCUGGCAGCUCUCCUCUGCGCCAAUCUGCUGCUGUAUUUCUACCUAGAUGCCCUGUAUCAGGACACUAACCCUCUCUCAGCACACACGCAGUGCCCGCUUCGCCACUUUAAAGUGGGCACCAUGACCACCUGUGUCCCUUGGCUUCAGUGUCCCGAAAUUCGUGCUGAGGUGCGUCGUGUGAACCUCAUCGGACAAGGAGCUGUGAAGAAGGUUUAUCUGUCCGAGUGGCGGGGUCAGAAGGUGGCGCUCUCCAUCUUGUCAUCAGAGCAGUAUACAGAUGAUUUCCUUCACGGACUGACGAUGCUGCGUGGCUUGCAGAGCGCCCACGUCGUGAUGCUUGUAGGGGCGUGUGAAGAGGAUGGUGUGUUUGUUACAGAGUAUCACCCUCUGGGAUCAGCACUGACGCUUGAUGCUACUCUCGCGCUAGACCGUUAUCACUGGCGAAACUCUUGGCAUACUCGUCUACAGCUGGCCAUAGACUACGUCGCCUUCCUGGCGUACCUGCACAGCAGUCCGGUGGGCAUCCGUGUCAUGUGUGACUCCAACGACCUGCACAAAACUCUCAGCCAGUUUCUGCUCACAUCUGACAUGCGUCUGUUGGCCAACAACCUGGACGCGCUGCCUGAGGUGGAGAGGGGACGUCGAGGGGUGAAGUGCGGUCACCAUGAGCUCACCGGGGACUUCGCUGCCCCGGAGCAGUUGUGGCCUCACGGCGAGGAUGUGCAGUUCUCGGACGAAGCCAUGCCUGGUUACGAUGAAAAGACAGACAUCUGGAAGAUUCCAGAUGUGACACGUUUCCUAUUGGGGAGUGUCUUGGGAAGUGACGUCAUCCAUUUCCACUUGUUUCAGAUCUACACCGAAUGCAAGAGGAAGGAGCCUCACAUGCGGCCGACGGCGCUCGAGGUGCUCAGUGUGUAUCGCUCUGUCUACGACAGCAUGAUAGAGACUCAAUCACAGAGAGAUAGAGAUAUGUUGUAGAGUGUAAUGGUCAUUAAAGGGGUCAUUCAACCAAAAACCUGUACGACUUACUUUCUUUUGUAGAACUUAAAAGAAGAUAUUAUGAGAAAUGUUCCUUGUGAUGGAAGCCAGCGGUCAUCAAAAUGGUUUAGUCACCAACAAUCUUCUUUUGUGUUCCACAGAACAAGUCAUACAGGUUUGAAAUUAAUGAUAGGAUUUUUAGGCGGACUAUACGUUUAAGUUUGAAAGAUACCAUUGCAGUGCAGUGGGUUUUGUCAUACUACACUGAAGAAGAAUAUGCAGCAAAUUUAUGACAGCAACAUCCAGAAGAGGAUGAGAUGCAGCAUCUCAGGGUUUCAGAUCUGAAUCCAGCUCCAAAUUCUUACUUAUGCUGAGACAUUUUGCAUAACUAUACCUCAUUAAAGUUCUGUUAAGUUAAGUGAAUAGAACUUACCUCACUGAUGCAGUGAUUAAGUGUGUGGAUUUUAUUUGAAUUUUAAUAAGAUAACAUUAUAAAUACAGAACCUGCUUUGUUUUGUUCUCUCUCAGUAUUUGGAAGCCUUUAAUAAAUCAUUUUCUGAACAAAGUGUGAUAGUGUUGAUAAUAUAGUAUGAUAAGUGCUUUCGAAACAGUUCUCCAUGAAGCUUUGAAACAUUUACUGAUCAUUUCUAAAUUCCGAUGUUUCGCUGCUAGAUGGCGUUGAUCUAGUGAACCCAUGAACUAGUGCCUAAUCAAUGGUUUGAUCGUCAUAAAUAAUGUACAGAAUCAGGUCUAGGUAUUGACAGAGAAUGUAGGCAAAGACAGUGGUAAUAUUUUAAUAAAUUAAUUUAUU
Molecule: messenger RNA, 2041 nt
Organism: Cyprinus carpio (common carp)
Lineage: Eukaryota; Metazoa; Chordata; Actinopteri; Cypriniformes; Cyprinidae
Product: protein O-mannose kinase-like
Exons: 3
Coding region: 202-1230 (342 amino acids)
Biological process (GO): protein phosphorylation; protein O-linked glycosylation; carbohydrate phosphorylation
Cellular component (GO): endoplasmic reticulum membrane
Molecular function (GO): carbohydrate kinase activity; protein kinase activity; ATP binding
Source: RefSeq, a predicted model, not a curated record